AUGGCUGUGAAACCACGCCCAUGGGGGCCAUUUAAACCUCAUCAAGAGCCCAUCGAGGUCCUGCCCUUGCCCUCCAAGCCCCGGACCGAUAAAUUACUUGGCAUCUAUAACAUCAGCACUCAUAUCAUACCUGCAGCCAAUCCCAGAAUCACCCCAGAAGCUCCAGUUCCCGAGCCACCUCCCACUUCGAAGAGAACCUUGAAAGAUAUCAAGAAGUCGGGAGUGGAAUUCACGGAACAACAGGUCCGGCAAGGGGGCGCCGACCAUUUCGGGGUUACGAACGAAAAUCUGUUAUGGAAUUGCGUCAACCGAUAUGCAAAAAAGGACAAGGAGGCUAAUGUCGGAACGAAGCGGACUUUCCGAAGGAAACAUGGGAGAUCACUCUAUGUCAUUUACUAUCUGUCUGUGGCGUCAUAGAUGAGAUAUGGUCAUGGGACUAAGUGCAACAUGGGGACUCUGCUCUGCUAAACGGACAGAAUCUCAGUGGUAGUGGGUGUAAGAGGACGCCUUUCAUGCCCGCUUGCUUGGAAUCAAUUGACAACAGCUGACUGGCUGACAAUGCAAGAGACUAUUGCAAAAUUUCUCAUCAAUUACAUGCCAGAAGAGGUAGAAAC
Molecule: messenger RNA, 614 nt
Organism: Suillus paluster
Lineage: Eukaryota; Fungi; Basidiomycota; Agaricomycetes; Boletales; Suillaceae
Exons: 2
Coding region: 1-417 (138 amino acids)
Source: RefSeq, a predicted model, not a curated record